Molecule: messenger RNA, 1137 nt
Organism: Xiphias gladius (swordfish)
Lineage: Eukaryota; Metazoa; Chordata; Actinopteri; Istiophoriformes; Xiphiidae
Product: vimentin-like
Exons: 1
Coding region: 1-1137 (378 amino acids)
Biological process (GO): intermediate filament organization
Cellular component (GO): cytoplasm; axon; plasma membrane
Molecular function (GO): structural constituent of cytoskeleton
Source: RefSeq, a predicted model, not a curated record
AUGAGAGCUGCAUCUUACACCCAGAAGAGCCUGCAAGUUAGUGGCUCUGGCAGCAGAGUAAGGGUUCAGAGUCCGUCGCCAUCUCGGUGCCGUGGAUCUUCAUACGACAGCCGUGGACGCUCAGGUUAUCCUGGCACUGCCAUUGAGUUGGGCACAGAGAUACACCAGCACCACGCCAAUGAGAAAGAGGAGAUGCAGGAACUCAAUGUAAAGUUUUCAGGAUACAUUGAGAAGGUCCAGGCACUCGAGCAAAGAAACGCUGCUCUUCAAGCUGAGCUUGCUUCCCUGCAGAGGCGCUACAAGGGUGGCCCCACAGCCAUCGGAGAAGAAUAUGAGCUCAAGUUUAAAGAGGUGCGGGAGCUGAUUGAGGCCCUGACUAAUGAAAAGGGAGCAGCUGAUAUUGAAAGGGGCUACAUAGAAGAAGAGGUUGAAGUGUGGAAAUUAAAACUGGAGGAGGAGCUUGCACUCAAAGAAGAAGCAGAAAUGAUCCUGAGGGAGUUUCGCCAAGAUGUUGAUAACGCAACACUGCAGAAGGCUGAGCUGGAGAAGCUCAUUGAACAGCUGGUGGCAGAGAUAGAGUUUCUCAAGAAGCUGCAUGAUGAAGAGGUGGCUGACCUCAUGAAGCAGAUUGAGGACUCAAAGAUUACUGCCGAACUGGAUGGCGAUCGUCCUGACCUGGCUGCCUACCUGCGCAACAUGCGUGCAGAGAUAGAGGCCGUCGCUGCCCGCAACGUCCAGGAAGCUGAGAAGUGGUACAAGAGCAAGUUUGACACCCUCAAGGAGCAUGCUGGCAAACAUGAAGAACAGAUGAAGACCAUGAAAGACGAGAUCACGACCUUCCACAGCCAGGUGACAGACCUGCAGAACCAGAUUGACGGGCUGAGGGCUCGCAAUACUGCCCUGGAACAGCAGCUUGAGGACAUGGAGAUGUCCCACAUUGAUAAGGUGGGGGGCCUAGAGGGUGUCAUCGCUCAGUUGGAGGCCCAGCUCUGCGAAACCAAACUGGAGAUGACCAAGUAUCUCCAAGACUACCAGGAACUGCUGCACAUUAAGCUCAAGCUGGAUGCGGAGAUCGCCACCUACAGGAAGCUGCUGGAAGGAGAGGAGCAGAGGCUUGGAAUUGCCAAAGAUGUCUAA